GAUCACCAAUGCGUAUAGUUCAGCAGGCACGGCGACUAGCGGGAAGUAACAACAUCCAACCGGAGAGUCUUUGAGAACGAUGGAUGUUCCUGGUCCCAGGAAUAAAACUAUUUGCAGAGAAGGAAGUGGCGAUGAUGGAGAUAAAAUCAGUUCUCUGCCAAACAAUCUGAUUGAGCACAUCUUGACCUUUCUUCCAUUACGAGAAGCGGCCAAGACCAGUGUCCUGUCAACUGCCUGGAGGCGCACAUGGGUGAAUCGUCCAUCGGUUGUAUUCGAUGACCAGUUCUGGAAACCAUACCCAGUUGAGGUGGCUGCUAAUAAGUAUGUCGGUAGUAAUGGGGUCUAUCCUAUUACCAUCGAAAAACUGAUGUUGAAUGUGUUCACAGUUCUCUGCCACCAUAGGGGACCCUUGAAGGAGUUCUCUCUUUCUAUCCCUCAACUGAGUACCUUCCCGGCUUAUGUUGAUCAGAUUUUGCUUUCCUUAUACGAUAAAUUUAUUGAGAGCUUAUUCAUUUGGAUCAAUGAAUACAAGGUUCCUCGUUGUCUCUUCUCAUUCAGGCAGCUCAAGAAGUUGCGUCUGUAUGCCUGCGCGUUCACUUCCUCUCAAAUUUCGUUCGAGGAAUUCAGAAUGCUUACUAGCCUUGAUCUUAGAUGGAUCAAAUUCCCAAAUGCUGCGCGGGUUUCUUUCAUCAUCAGAUGCCCAUUGCUUUUAACUUUCACUCUGAUAGCUUGUGACACCGCUAAUGGCACCUAUCUUGAUAUACUGAGUGAAGCACCCAGCCUUAGCUAUUUCCAUUGCGUGGGGAACUUCAGCUCUGUGUGUGUCAAGUAUGCUCCCCAUCUCAAAGAUGUUAUUGUCCAUCAGACUGCAAGGUUAGUUGAUCCUUCUAAGAGCAAAGAUGAACCCACUAAUUUCAUGAAAUUAUGUGGUGGUUGUCCAGCACUAGAGCAACUAUGUAUAGCGCUUGAGCUCUUCAGGGACUUGGCAACUCAAAAUCUUAUUACUCAACCGGGUCAAAUAUUUAUGUUAAUGAUGCUAAGGGAACUAAGGUUGGGUGAUGUGUGUCUCAGCUGUCCGAGGGAUGUCUGGUGUAGUAUGCUCUUAAUCAUACUUGCCCCAAACUUGCGAAACCUCAUCAUCACUACCAAGGCAAUGGCAACCCAGUACAUAGAUCUCAACCUGAUAUCUGCCAUACAGAGGGUGUGUGGACUCAAUAAACACAAAGCAAGCAAGCUGUUGAAAGUGGAGAUCAAUCAGUUGCAGGGUGUAAGGACAGAGAUGUGUUGCAUUCAAUGGUUAUUAGCUGCUUCACCUGAGCUUCACAAGAUGGAGAUCAAGUUUUCUCCUAAUUCACUACCUGCCGACCAGGUUCAGACUCUGAGGGAUCUGAAUGGGUUUCAGCGGGCCUCCAGCAAAGCUCAAAUCAUAAUAUAGCCACCCUGGUUUUCAGUAGCCAUUGUUCUUCUUAAAAUACUUGAUGCAUAGAGUACUUUGAGGUCUCGAACUUGUUCUGUAAAUGAUUGACAUGUUCAAAUCAUAGUAUCACCUUGAUAAAUGAACAUGCUCCCUCAUUCUUCUUCAAGGAAUUUGAAGCCAUUUCUGUGCUGUCUUUUCUGUUGGAUUGACUUGUGCAUAAUAUGUUCCAAAUGUCUUGGAGAGUGUGCGCAUGCCCAGGUCACUCUUGUUUUCUUUCUUAUGAUUAGAGGUAUUAUCAUUGAAGACUGGAACUGAGUGCUCUUUCGUUCAUGAUUUACAGUUUUUAUAUGCAAGGCUCAACCAUGACAGCUUGCAAGACUGCCACUUUCAAACUCGAGCAGGAGCAAACGGGUUUCACAGUGGAGACUGGAGAGGUUGAAGGAUACCACCUUAUUCCAGAGUUCAGCCGGGACGGGGAGUGGCAGUAACGAAGCGACUGCACCAAUAUUCAACAGAAAGUUUACAAGAAGAGAGCCAUUGACGACUAUGGAUGUUCCUGGUCCAGAGAACAAAAAUGUCUGUAGGCGUGAUAGUGGCAAUGAUGGCGAUAGAAUCAGUUCUCUGCCGCAGAGUAUAAUUGAGCACAUCUUGACCUUUAUUCCAUUACGAGAAGCAGUUAAGACCAGUAUCUUGUCAACUGCCUGGAGGAACAAAUGGGUGAAUCGUCCAUCACUCAUAUUCGAUGACCGUUUCUGGACGUCAUUUCCAGUUUUCGAGACAUCUGCUCAGCAUGAGGGGGUUUAUGUGGUCGAUCCUAAUAGGAUCAACAGACUCGUGCUGGAUGUGUUUAGAGUUCUCUGUUACCACAAGGGACCCUUGAAGGAGUUCUCUCUUUCUAUCCCUCAACUGAGCAGCUACCCUGCUCUUGUUGAUCAGAUCUUGCUUUCCUUGCACGAGAAAUGUAUCGAGAGGUUGUGCAUUGAGAUCGAUGGUUACAAGCUGCCUAGUCGUCUCUUCUCAUUCAGGCAGCUCAAGAAGUUGAAGUUGUUUGCCUGCGGGUUCACAUCCUCUCAAAUUUCGUUCGAUCAAUUCAGCGUGCUUACUUGUCUUGAUCUUAGAUCAACCAAGUUCCCGGAUGUUGCUGGGGUUUCUCUCGUCGUUAGAUGCCCAUUGCUGUCGGUUUUGAUUAUGGUAGAUUGUGGCAGUGCAUUCAACCGUCUCGACAUACUGAUUGAAGCACCCAGCCUCAGCCGUUUCCAUUGUGCGGGGAGCUUCAGCUCUCUGCGGGUCAAGGAGGCUCCACUUCUCAAAGAUGUGACCAUCUAUCAGACUGCAAGCUUUGUUGCUCAUCCUAUGGGCACAGAUGAUCCCUCUAAUUGCACUAAAUUAUGCGGUGGUUGUCCAGCAGUUGAGCGGCUAUCUAUAACAAUGGGGCUGUUCAAGGAUUUGCCAGCUUCAAAGAUGAUGGCUCAACCAUUAGCAAAGCUAAUGAUGCUUAAGCAACUCAGGAUGGGUGAAAUGUGUUGCAGCAAUCUGAGGGAUGUCUUGGCUUGUCUUUUGUUAAUGGAACACUCCCCUAACUUGCAAGAACUCAUCAUCGAUACCGUGAUAAAGCCAAGCCCGUGUGUAGACGUCGAGGUGAGACUCAUACAGCUGCUGUGUGAAAGCAGGACGUACAAACCAAGUAGGCUGGAGAAAGUUGAAUUGAAUCAGUUGCAGGGUUUAAUAUCCGAAAUGUGUUUCCUCCGAUGGUUACUAUCCGCUUCACCCGCGCUUGACAAGAUGGAGAUAACGUUCUCAGCAAAUUCACUACCUAGUGAACAGAUUCGGACUCUAAAAGCGUUGAAUGAGUUUCAGCGGGCCUCCAGCAAAGCACAAAUCAAAAUCAAGUGAUCCCACCCUAGUUUCAGUAGCCAUUUUUUCUUGAUCAAUAUAUGUAAUCUCUCUUAUAUGUUGUGCAAUGGAAAGUACUUUUGAUGGCACCUUGUUGUUGUGCAGGCCUUGUGACUGUUUUUUGCUUGCCUAUCACUAUUCAGGGCAAGUGUUGUAGUGUUUGCCAAUCAGAAGUUGAAGCCAAGUCUCGCGUAUUCGCGUCUAGGCUAAGUCUUAUUUUCUGUAAGGCAAUAUUGUGGCUUCGUUACUACAGUAUUCUGAUUACUAGCUAGCC
Messenger RNA from Linum tenue, 3584 nucleotides. Lineage: Eukaryota; Viridiplantae; Streptophyta; Magnoliopsida; Malpighiales; Linaceae. The record is from the annotation of a GenBank genome assembly.